UUCCAGAGUUAAAUGAACUUGAAUGAAAUUAGCGAAAGUGAUCGAAUAUUGAUUGAGCAGUUACGUGAGGCGAUACGUGAUGAACUUUCGUUGGUACCAGCAUACGAUGAUGAUUUCAGUUUGCUUCGAUGGAUUACUGGAUGGGAUCGAAAAAUCGAUUUGGUAAUACCAAAAAUUAAGUCAUCACUUCGUGCCAUAUCAGCUCUUGGACUUGACAAGCAGGACUUUUCAACUCUCGAGAAAAUCUCAGCUUACUGUGAUUCUAUCAGUGAACCACUACAGUAUAUUCCAGGUUCGUUACUUGGUUAUGAUAAAGAACACAAUAUCAUUUCACUGCAGACAAUUGGUCGCCUAGAUGUACGUGGUUUACUACCAUGCAUACGAAAUUCAGAUUUGUAUAUUUUGCGGAUUUCUGAAACUGAAGGUGUUAUGAGUUUGAUAAGGCAAAACGAGAAAAUUCUGGGACGUCAACUUGGUACCGUUGUCAUAUUUGAUUUUGAUGAAAUUAGCAUGGAUAUGUUAUGGAUGCCUGCUGUCAAAAUAGUCACAACGAUGAUUUCGCAGUUGCAGGAGAUGUUUCCGGAUGUUAUACAUAAACUUUUCCUUAUCAAUACACCAACCUUUUUCCGAAUGAUAUGGAUAUUAGUAAGUCCGUGCCUUGCGAAACAUACGCAGCAGAAAGUAAGAAUACUUGGAGCUGACUGGAAGGAAAAACUGAAGGAAUGUAUCGAUGAAAAUGUAUUAUAUCAACAGUGGGGUGGUGUGCGUGAAGCAGAAACACCAUUUGGACAUAUUCGUAUGGGUGGCAAAGUUCCAGAAAGGUUUAGGUAUGACCCAUCGAAUGAUGUUCCGGCAUCCAAGUUACAAAAGUUAAAAAUACCUGCGGGCGCAUUGAAUUCCGUCCCAGUGGUUAUAGAAGGAUGUAAUCCAAAUCGGAAAUUAUCAUGGUGGUGGAGAAUUGAAAGUGGUGAUAUUGACUUUUCAGUUGUCAGAUCUGGUGAUCCAGUAAAUUCAAAUAACGAUAACAGUCAGGAUGUCAUUAUUUGGCCAAGAUUUCGUCUUCAAACUCCAUACGUACCAGAAAGUGGCAAGGUUCCGUGUGUUAUACCUGGAACUUACAAAUUGGUAUUUGACAAUACGUAUAGCAGAUUUUAUUAUAAAAUAAUCAAUUAUCAUUUCGAAAUACUGCACGAUUGAAUUUCUUCCACUAAUUUGCAUUAUAAUCAAAAUAUUCUUAACACCAUCAAUUUUUACAUGUCUUUAAAAUCUGAC
Molecule: messenger RNA, 1272 nt
Organism: Loa loa (African eye worm)
Lineage: Eukaryota; Metazoa; Nematoda; Chromadorea; Rhabditida; Onchocercidae
Product: CTG-2 protein
Exons: 8
Coding region: 13-1197 (394 amino acids)
Cellular component (GO): cytoplasm
Source: RefSeq, a predicted model, not a curated record